Molecule: messenger RNA, 1085 nt
Organism: Chara braunii
Lineage: Eukaryota; Viridiplantae; Streptophyta; Charophyceae; Charales; Characeae
Source: the annotation of a GenBank genome assembly
GAACGGCCUCGUCUUUUUACCGUUGUCGGGGAUUGGCGGUACAUCCCUGUCGGUUCGUCGGGCGGCCCCACGCAAGUGCCAUGCCGGGCAUCGAACGAUUUCGGGCGGGUCAUGGAGGUGUCGUAGCGUUACCGCGGGCUGCCGAACGGUCGGAAACACAAAUUUCUUUAAGUGUGGCGUGUACGGUGGCUGCAGCAAUUUCGUACGUUGUCGUCUUCCCUCGUGCAACGUGUGUCUCCGGUUGCCGCGAUCGCGACAGCCAAGUGCGUCCCCUCUCCUUCAUGGCUGACCUGUGCCGCAGGCUGCCUUUGUUGCUGCUUGCCGCUGUACUGCUGCUUGCCGUUGUCGUCUUUCAUAUCUGCAUCCUCGGUCGCGUCCCUGGGAGGAAUCACAGGCGGCGAACGACGAAGACGACCGGGAAGAUGGAGAAGGUGCAGACGAAGAGGACGAUGUCUGUAGGGGCUGGAGGGUGGUCACGUCAGCGUUGCAGCUCUGCGGAAGGCGGCAGGCGCCCGUACGACCCGACGCUGUACAGCCACCUGCCGUCCCACGAGAUUCCAUUGCCUCCGAGUGACCAUGACAGCGACAAGCCCCGAUCAUCAACGGUUCCUCUGGGCAGCGGUUCGACGCAGGAUUGGAUGGGGAGCCAGCUGUACAGACAGCCCUCGACGCCGACGUACACUAAUCUGCUGGAGAGGCGGACCCCGGUUGGUUAUGACGGAGGGCUCGUAGACCUCGGCUUCGGCUUGAGGUCUGGGAGUGGCCAGGACGUUACGCACACUGUUCUCGUGAACCCGGGUUCUGCCAGCAACCACACAACGCCUUCGGUGGGGCCGUGUGGCCUUCCUGACACCCGCGGUCGGGGUUCUGGUCAGUCGGGCGACGAACGUGGACUCGUUUCGCAAGGGCGGGCGGCAGUGGGCACAGCAGGUGUUCGCGCGGAGGGGACGAGGACAGGUGGAUCGACAAUGCCAGGCGACGCAGUCCACCGAGGAGGGGAUGACGGUGACGGCUGCGCUGCGGAGGUCGCGGGGCGAGAGGUUUAGGAUGAUUACCGGCGACAAUCGCGUCAACCUAGCACGUCC